AUGGAUUUUUAUGGCGUUUUAUAUGUUCCCAACUUUUUACUGGUCACCUUGUUUUUUCUACUCAGCCUUUAUCUCUAUGGAAGAAGAAAUUUUGGCUAUUUUACAGCGUAUGGAAUUAAAGGUCCGAAACCAAUAGCUUUUCUUGGAAAUCUUAAAGAAAUAAAGGAUUUGGAGUAUGCUUACGUGUUUUUAAAAUGGCAGAAAGAAUAUGGUGACAAUUAUGGGAUCUUUUUGGGAUCGGAUCCUCAUUUAGUUGUUGGUGACCCUGAAAUUAUAGAGAAAAUUUUGAUCAAACAUUUCUCCAAUUUUAUAAACAGAAGGCUACCCUAUCCACUGGAUGAGUACACUAACAAUACGGUAUCUUUUGCCAGAGAUGACCACUGGAAAUACCUUCGUACUGUUUUGUCCCCAUCUUACAGUGCGAAAAAAUUACGUGAGAUCGUGCCAAUGAUUGAAGAUACUCUAAAAAUUUUAGAAAUGCACUUAAAAAAGAUUGAAGACAGUAAAGAACCAGCAGAUUUCCAUGCUUUGUUUUCCGGCUUUACAAUGGAUGUUAUUGCUACGACUGGUUUUGGAAUUAAAGUCGAUUCCCAAGAAAAUCCUGAAAGCCCUCUUGUCAAAAAUGCUAAGGAAGCGUUUGUUUCAAACGUUUUUGCAUCUUUACAGGUUGUAGCUACCAUUUUCCCUACUGUUGCAAUUAUUGCCAAGUGGUUCAAAAAGGGUGUAUUCUUUGGUAAAAUGACCUAUUUUGUUGAAUAUUGUAAGGAAUUGCUCAAAGAAAGAAGAAAAGUGAAAAACACAAGCAUGUAUAAAGACCUGCUUCAACUGAUGUUGGAUUCUCAACUUGAAGGCCAUGAAAAGUUGGACACGAAAACUGAACAAGAACUCAAACUGGAAAAUAUUACAGACUGGAGAACAAAAAGAGGUCUUACAGAUUUAGAAAUCAUUUCACAGUUUGUCAUUUUAUUUGUCGCCGGCUUCGAUUCCAUAUCAGCAACACUUUCCACCUUUUUUCACUCUAUAGCAUUCAAUCCUGAAAUUCAGGAGAGACUUUAUAAAGAAAUACAAGAAAAUCUGGGAGAGGAAUCUCCAAAUUAUGAUAAUGUGCAGAAGCUGACAUAUCUUCGGAUGUGUAUGGAGGAGACGUUGCGAAUGUAUCCAGUUGGUACACUGUUGACAAGAGAAACUAAAGAAGACUGUAUCAUAAAAGGGCUGAAAAUUCCAAGUGGCUCAGGAAAUCCUUAUUUCCACAAGGACUUCAGUGAAGAAAACAAGGCCAAACAAAUACCAUUCACGUAUCUUCCUUUUGGAGAUGGUCCACGAAUCUGUCCUGGAAAGCGAUUGGCUGAACUUGAAUUCAAGUUGGCCGCUGUACAAUUGUUGAGGAAAUAUCGCGUUUUUGUUUGUAACAAGUCUGAAGAGAAAAUUGAGUUGUCCCAAGCAAUGAUAAUGAAACCAGAGAGACCAAUCUGGCUCAAGAUUGAACGCCGUUAA
Molecule: messenger RNA, 1494 nt
Organism: Acanthosepion pharaonis
Lineage: Eukaryota; Metazoa; Mollusca; Cephalopoda; Sepiida; Sepiidae
Source: the annotation of a GenBank genome assembly